This is a messenger RNA of Chanos chanos (milkfish), 285 nucleotides long. It is a transcript of the gene hmga1b, whose product is annotated as high mobility group AT-hook 1b. The record is from RefSeq and is a predicted model, not a curated record. Gene Ontology annotation, cellular component: nucleus; chromatin. The transcript has 4 exons. Bases 1 to 285 code for a protein of 94 amino acids. Gene Ontology annotation, molecular function: DNA binding; transcription coregulator activity. Gene Ontology annotation, biological process: regulation of DNA-templated transcription. NCBI's taxonomy places the organism in Eukaryota, Metazoa, Chordata, Actinopteri, Gonorynchiformes, Chanidae.
AUGAGUGAUUCAGAGGCAAAGGCAAAUCAAGCAGUUUCUCCCAAAGAAAAGGAUGGAGCAGAGAAAAGAGGAAGGGGAAGACCAAGAAAACAUCCAAAGGACUCAGAUGGAACCCCUACUCCAAAGCGACCAAGAGGCAGACCGAAAGGCAGCAAGAACAAAGGCCCUACCAAAAGCAAAGUAACGUCAGCAGAGGCGAAGCGUAAAGGGAGAGCUAAAAAAGAGGAGAAGGAGGAGGCGACUCAGGAGUCCUCUGAGGAGGAGGAGGAGGAGGAUGAGCAGUAG